AUGACUUUCUUCUUUGACUUUGUCUUUCUUGCCCCAGCCUUUCUCUUUGUCUUCUUUGGUACAGGACUCGACAUCCUUGUCCUCAUCCUGGUCGAAGGCCUCGUUGUCGUCGUCGUCGUCGUCGUCGUCGUCGUCGUAGUUCUCGUACUGGAUGGGGGAUUGUAUGGUGAUGGGAGAGCGCUUGGUGGUGGCUGUGAAGAUGGUGAUAGUUGUGAGAAUGAGAAUGGAAAGGUUUCCUCCUCAUCCUCCUCCAGUGUGCCCUCUUGUAGGUUGGUGUUCAUUGGACUCGGGUCCGGUUGCGAUAUCGAUGUAUUAGGAAUUAUGAGGUUUGAAAUAGAUGAUGGUUUGAAUGUUGUUUCCAGGGGAGGUGGCUGA
This is a messenger RNA of Acytostelium subglobosum LB1, 375 nucleotides long. RefSeq lists its product as hypothetical. The coding region runs from base 1 to 375 and encodes 124 amino acids. The transcript has a single exon. NCBI's taxonomy places the organism in Eukaryota, Evosea, Eumycetozoa, Acytosteliales, Acytosteliaceae. The record is from RefSeq and is a predicted model, not a curated record.